AAAAAUAAAGUGUCAAAAUGUUAAAUAUGGCUGCUUUGUGUUCGUCAUGUUUUGUGUCGUAUUUAACGUGAAUUUAAUAAAUAAAAUGAAAAAUGAGUACUACAAAUAAUUAAAUAAAAUAAAUUGUGACGGCCCCAACUAAUUUGUAGUCUAAUACACAAAGUUAAAAUGCCGAAACUCAACAUGUCAGUGGACAAGGCUAUAGAAAUGAAAAGCAAUGAGAUCGAUAAAAGCAAACGUCGUCAUAAAACUGACGACACUAUUAUUGCGACAGCGGUAACGAAUAGUUGUGAAGAUACAUCGCAAUACGCGAAGAUGGAGAUGGCGGAUGAAAGUGCAGGAAAGCCUACAGAGUUGAUCCUUCAAGGCAACUCUCAUCUGAUGUCGAGUACUACCAGUAGUUUGGCCGAUACCCCCGGUGAUUCAGGUGUUUUGUGUUUAGAUAGUGAAGCGUCAGAGGCGACGAGCCAAGCGCUCAUGUCCCACAGCCUUGUCGGCGCCGAGGAACUGACCUGCGACAGUAUAUACGACGCACCGCCUUCCUGUUCACAGGAUAUGAUCAAAAGCUCAACCAGCAGCAUAAUGACCCGCAGCGACAUAGACAACCAGAACAUAGGAGCUCCCGACGACAUCGUCCCCGAGUUACUCAUAGAAACAAAGAAAUUAUCUCCAUACGAAAACUUGCCAGAUGUAGUGUUAAAAGCAUUAGAAAGUGAAAAGGUUACAGAGGAAACUAGAAAGCCCGCCUUACGGACAUGUGAACCAAAGAAGUCUCUCUCUGAAGAUAUUGUGUACAGGAGGAGAUGUAGGAAAAAACAACAAAAUGCCCAAGGGUCUCAGAAGAAGCGUGUGUCAUUCCACGAAGAUAUACUGAACAAUACUAAAACAGACAAUAUACAUAUAGAAAGAGGAUUCAUUUCAUACAGGCCUGAUAGUUCUUACUGUGAUAGGUUUAGGCAAAAGAAUAAUAUUGUGGCUGAUCGUUUUUCGUGGUGUGCGUCUGGAGACAGAUCACCAAAGUAUGCAGCUGAUGUGGCUCAACAGACAAUGUCUGACAUCCUCACUUAUGGUGACUCUAAAAAUGAUAGGAGUGGGAUCUUCGAGUACUGUCCAAGCCAGAAGGAACAGAGUCAGACCAAUAAUGACAAAGACAACAAUAAUGAACCCCCUAGACCAAACGGCAAACUUUACGGAUGUGACUCAAACAGCUCAGAUUCUAAUUUUAGUUGCGAUUCUGAGACAUCUUCCAGUGAGUCAUCAUCCUCACAUUCAAAUAAAACUGAAACAUCCCCUCUUCGCCGUAAGUGUGAUAAAGCGCAGAAAUCUUACUCCUGUGAUGGGUUCGAAAAUAAUGGACAUGUAGCCUUUAUGAGAAAAACUUAUUUCUCAGAGGCUGACAUAGAUCAAUCCCAUGAUCGAAGUAAGAAGCCUCUUGAAGUGUCACAAAGUCCCAUCACAGUUAAAUCUGUAUUAAAGAAAAAACGAUACAUUCCAACCAACAUUGUUGAAGAGAAAAAACAAAAUAAAAAAGUCUUAAGUUUAUUAGAUGCCAAUAAUAUUAUAGACUCCUUAAAGAAUUUCUAUAAAAAUUUCAAUUUCAAUUUUACUCCAGAAAAGGGCUUGCCAGAAUCUAGUUUAGAGUUGAAUAAUGUUGUAGAAGCACUGCCUUGUGAUGUUAAUCAGAAUAGGAAAUUGUCUAAAAGCCUGGAUUCAGGGUUCCAAGUUGAAGAUGAGGAUGAUUUUGUUGAAAUAAAUCUCAAUGGACAAUUGGAAGCGGAAAAACCGAAGCAAAUUUCGACGCCGUCUAAAAGCGCAGUCGCGGGCGACAGGACGCCAAAGGAAGGGUCGCCGCGGCAUAAACUCACGCUAAACAUGAAAAAUCAAGACAAAAAACCAACCAACAAAGCUGAAGCCUUUCCGCCGCUGAGCAAAUAUGUUGUUAAUUGUGAAAGUACAGUUUACGAGCACAAAGGCGUGUCCUACAGCUACGUUCAUGAUACAUUCCAAACGGCCUUUGAUGCGCCCAAAGAGACGUUCGUACCCAUACCGGAGUCGACGCCGAUCAAAGAAGCGCCGAAGCCGGCUAACAAGACGGAAUCGAAUUCGAAAUUAUCGGACGUUGACACGUCGAGCAAAACGUCGACUCCGAAAAGGCAAUUCAACAAAAAUGUCCAAGAUGAAACGGUGCAGAAGAAUGGCGUUUCGAAACAUCUGUCUUCUCCUAAGAAGCAGAACGUCAAUAGGUAUAGUCGGAAAUCGGCGUCGACCGUGCAGAAAGUGAGCGAGGAGGCAGCGCAGGUGAACAGCGACAACUGCUCCAACACGGACAACUCGACGCUGAAGGGCGCUGAAGAAUUCAACGACGAGUUCUUCGACAGUCCGGCGAACCAAAAAUUACAAUCGAACAAAUCGGCGUUACUAAACCGUUACUUGAAAAACGUUUGCCAAAGGAAAGACCUUGAACUCAAAAUAAAGAACAAUAAGUUCUUUCAAAUCAAACUCAAGCUGGAAAAGCGGUUUCCAAGCAUCAUAUAUCCUUUCAAAGAGGUGUCGGAGACGUUUCACAUUUCCGCCGAGAGAAUGUCGCGCCUCAUAGACAAAGAGGUGAUAGAGAACAAAAGGCUGUCGGUCAGAUUGCUGACAGCCAACGAGCCGUCGUACUUUGAUAGCUUCGAGGACAAUGUCGCCAUUGAAUGCAACGAGAAGCUCCGGCUGCAGAUAUUCUCGUACCCCAAUGAGACUUUGAACAGGAUGAUGAAAGUCCAAUCACCCUACAACAUGGACGAUGGCUCUUGGACACCACUACUGGUGUUCAUCACUGACUACGCCCUGUACGUGGCCAGCGUGAAGCCAGGCGGCACUGAAUACGACAUAUUGUGUCGGUUGCCUCACAACGAGCUUGAUGCUAUAGCGGUGGGUCCAGAAGGUCAAUACAUCCAGAUAAUAGACAUCGCGGGGAACAUAGCGUGCUCCGUGGUGACUGGGGAGGCGUCGCUCGGCGCCCGGCUCGCGUCGUCGCUCGAGUGGAGCGCCAGGACUUCGCCCCUGCGCAUACAGCGCCCGCCUGCGAUGAUACCGCUCGGAUGUAGGGAACUCGCCGCGGCUGUGGCAAGGAAACGAUUCGAGAAGCGGAUACCGCAAAUCCUGUACUACGGGCGCGCGUGCUCCGGCGACGCGGGCGACAGGCUCAUCGAGGCGCCCGGGGCCUUCGCGCCGCCGCUCGAGGGCUACCUCAUGUGCAGGACCGACCGAAGCCGACGGUUCGAGCCGUGCUACUUUUUACUCAGGGCCGGAGUCCUGCACUGGGGCCCGCACUCCCCCGACGGGUCCCCGCUGCCUCACAACAUCGCGCUGCGGUCGGCGGUGGGCGUGCGGCGCCACUUGGACUCCUCCCGCCGCCCGCACUGCUUCGAGAUCGCGCUCAACGACUCCUCACGACUGCUGCUGGCCGCGCCUGAUGAUGCCACGGCGUCAUCGUGGCUGCAGUCGCUGCUGCUUCAUGCCGCGCAGGCCCUGGAAGAGAAAGACGGCACGAAGAAGCUGGACCCUCGCGCGGGCCAGCCGCCGCCCGCCUGCACCGUGCUGGUGACGCCGCACGAGGUCAUCAGUCUUCGCGACACCCUCGACCUCGCCUUCGUCGCCGGCGCAGCCGCCUACCUCAAGGACAGGGGGUCGGAGUCGCUGCUCAAAGAAUACAUAGAAGAAAUGAGGACAGACAUAGAGAUACUGGCGUGCGGUUCCAUAAAGAACUUGACAGCGUUCAAAAUACCCGACACGGAUGAAAACUGGUGCUGCUUGGAGUGGAGUGUAUGCGAGGCGCGGGAGCGCGGCGCGGGGCUGGCGCUGUCGCUGGCGAGCGGCGCCGAGCUCGAGCGGCUCAUACAGGCGCUCGAGCGGGCCUACGCGCACACCACCUGCGAGCCGUUUCCCCUAAUGGUGGUGGAAGCGGCGAAGUCAGCGUGCAGCGCCGCGCACGCCAAGUACGACGCCGCCUGGGCGCACAUGCUGCCCGCGCAACAGUAAGCACCACCACUCUAGCCAAGCGACAUACACGUGCGCGUGCGCAGUGCCACGAGUUCACACCACAGCCGGUUAACGCGCGUUGACUUACCCACGGAUUUUAUACGUGCAUGGCAAAAUGACUCCACUGCACUUGAUGGUAAAUGGAGUGGAGUCCAAUAGAAUGUCGACUGAAGAGAAACGAUUAUCCUUCGGUAGUCGACACAAUUAUGCCGGCCAAUUGGAACCGGAUAUACAUAGUCUGAUCCCGGAACGCGACACUUACGUGGGCCACUAUGGCGUGUUUUAACACCUUGUAUACGGUGGUCGCUAUCCGGGCGGAUAUAAAAUAUAUCCUACCACCAGCAAAAAUAAUACACGUAACUGUGAACUUUAGCGUCGUUUUGGAAUCAUAGGGUUUUAUCAUAAUGUAUUGAUAAAUAGUUAAAUCUAAGUACUCUCUCACUCCAAAGCGACGCUAAGUACGCAAUGUGGCUUCUUAAAAUGUAGAACAAUUAAAACUUAAAGGGAAGAAUCUGUCAAGGCUAACCAGAUUUAUGCCUCUUUUCAAUCUAAAAGACAGUAUUACAGGAGAGAUCACGUAUUGAGGCAAGCUGUUUAAGAACAUUCCGAAUGAGACAACGCGCGUUGAUCGCCUGGCACGUGGAUGUACUACAUCACAACUUGUAUAGUACCACGUAUAUAACUAAUAAUAUUAGAAGAAACAAUAUUAGGUGCCUAUUAUGCAUAGAAAUGUUUUAAUAACUUAUAUCACGAAGACAAUGUUUUCAUAACUAUUGUCAAAAGACUUAUUUAGGAAAAUAAUUAUUUUUAUUAUUUUCCAUCACCCUGUAUUUCAAUAACAUCUCGAUGUAGUGAACAACCUGUGCAUAAUAGGCCCAUAAUGGUCUAAAAGGUGCCAAGAUAAUUAUUUAAGCUGCGUACCACGUAUUAACUAAAACAUUUUCUGCAGGUCCAAAUAGUAGCACUAGCACGAGAGGCCUCCGGCGUGCCUGCGACGAGCAUCGUGUAAUCCAGCGAAUGUAUCGAACUAAUAUUGUUUCAGCGGCUAUUUGGCAACCAAUUGUUUAUACCAGUGGUUCCCAAAGUUGAUUGGAUCGCAGUACACCUGAUAAUAACUUCCAAAUAUUGAUAGCCUCUUGGCUGUUAAACUUUUUUAAUAUUUAAUUCAAUAAUUUUAGUUACUUUUUACGUUUAUCAGUCGAAGGUGUUGGCCUGAUCGGUCGAUGUAUUGCCGAAUUUUCAGGACCCACUUAAUAUUCCUUGGCGAAGCAUCAGUGGCUCGUGAAAUAAUAAUUUGGGAAAUGCUGGUCUAAACGGUAGAUAGAAAUAAAGCGCUGAAAUGCUUCAUUAUUUUUAUACAUUCGCUUGAUAUUUUUUGAUGCCGUCAAUGGCCGUUGGCUGGUUAUUGAAUUACAGAUUCGAUUUUGUUUACGAAGCGGCUUCGAUGAUAUAUUUUAUUAUAUUGCCUCUUUGAUUUGAUGUUAUUAGCAGUGGUUUAGAGUUUUUGAAAUUGCCGCCAUGUUUUUUCCUGGUGUUACCAAUUUAUAAUUUUAAAUGUUACUGUAACUGUUUAAUUUUAGUAGAAAAUUUAAAAAUACCUAUAGCAGUUUGAAGGCAAUGAAUCUCAUUAAUAAAAUAAUUGUUAGGUUAUGAUUAAUUAAAAACAAAUUUGCUUUAACGCUUUAAUAAAUUACCAUUAUGACGCAGCUUAAAUAAUUUGUUUUGUUUUCUUUUUGAUGUAUACAAUUGCAAAUAUUACUUAAUCUUUACAGAUAUUGAUAUUUGGUACUGUACGAGACCAAGUCGUUUCAUAAAUUGUGUACUUACCGCAGUAAAGCUGCACAAGAAAUAUUGAGCCACGAUUUAAAAAUUGGUGUGAAGUUGGUUAUUGACACCCGAUUUUAAUAAACGAAUCUAAUACCAAACUUCAAUUCAAUGGUAACUAUAAACCAAUCAGAGAAACUCAUCUAUAAAGAUGUUAAAAGACUGUUAUGAUUGGCCCAUUUUGGCCAUCGAUCUGAAGUUAUUGGAAUCGUUUAUUAUAAUGGUCCGUUUUGUAUAGUGACAAUACUGCCGAUCCAACGAGUAAGGUCUUCAAUGUGUGCUUAAUGUUACAAAUAACAACACAAUGAUAACUUGCAUUUAAAAUAAGUUAAGUGGGUGUUUGGAUCUUUCGCCUGUUGUUUUCGAUUGGAGUGCUAAGUACUUACUGUUUGUUUUGUUUUCGUCAUAUUUUUACUGAAAAGGACUGUUUAUGUUUGUGUGUUUGUUUUUACUGUAGACACAAAAAAAUAUGUAUAAAAAAUACAAACACAAAAAUUGAGAACUUUUGAGGAAAUCGGUAAACCUUUUAUUACUUUUUUGUUCAUCCAUAAGGAUAAUCGUGAAAUUGUUUUUUUAAUAUCAAAAAACGCGUUUCAAUUUACGCUCUUUGUCGUCCUACUAAAGUUUGUUUCAUUUUGCUCAUUGAAAAGUGUCUAUUCAGUAAAAUAAUAUGACGAAUGCGCAAUGCAUGUAUAAAUGACAAUUUUUUAAAUUGUGGCCCAACUUUCACACCGCAUAAAGGUGCUUAAAGGCGAGGGUAAAUAAUGAAUCGACAAGUACUUGUAACACACAUGUACAUGUAGCAAUAAAUAUAAUAUACAACGUUAUUUAGUGUUGUUUUGUCGAGUAUAAAAUUAAUAAUUUGUUGUGUUAUAGGUUAAUAAAACAAGUCCAUUGCGUAUGUAGCUAUUUUUAAUACGUCGGCCAACAAGUCACAAUUGAUUUACAUAUUAUAUCCAUUAUGUCAGUCGACCAGUUAUCGGCGGUCCUACGUAUACUAGUAUAAGUGCAAAAAUACAACUUUACAGGAUUGCGAUUUAAACAGUCUAAACUUUGUAAAUUUACUAAGUUUAGAAUGUUUAAAUCGCUCUCCUGUAAUGUUGUGAUUUUGCACUUCGACGGUCCCUACGUAAAGUAUUGAAUCUGCAAAAUUGCAUUUUGCAGAUUCAAUACUUUGCUGAGGGACCGUCGAUAUUUAAACGUUCCUUAUUAAAAUGAACUGCAUUUAUUUAAGACAAUAAGGAUCGAAGUGCUUAUCUCCGUGGUGAUAUAACACUAAACAAGCGAAGGAUAUUCGACGGUCACUGCAAAAUGCAAUUUUGCAGAUUCGAUACUUUACGUAGGCACCGUCCACUUAUACUAGUAUACGUAGGACCGGUCGUUAUAUUGUGUACACCAUUCCAUACACAAUGACUUGUUUCAUUAAUAUAACAAAACGCUUCGUACGUAUACCGUUGUGUGAAGUUCUUUGUAAAUGAAUAUUCAAAUCACAAAUUCUAUCUCAUAGUAGAUCUCUCUUAAAUGUAAAAUAAUAUAUAUAAAUCAAAAAGGUAUUAUCUACGUGUUUUCUCUGAUACAUUUACGCAGUUAUUAGUUUAAUCAAUUUAUCCUCCUGGCGUCUACAGUUAAAUGCGAUAUGCGAAGAAUAUUUUCUGAUAUAUUAAGUUUUUAACAGAUACGUUGUUUAUCUCAAAAACAUAAUAUACAGGAAACGUCCAGUCGUAACUGGUUGUGUAUAGCUUAACUCGGACGUCAGUUAACUUGUUUAGUAAAUAAUGAAUUAUUCAUAUUCUACUCUAUUACCUUAAAUACCACAGGAUAUUUGCCGAUCGUUAACAGUACUCGAUCUCCAAGUAAACAUUUAGACGUUGAACUAGAUUGUUAGAAUGCUUUUAAAUUAAUAUGUAGAUGUUCUCGUACUUCAUAGUAUUAGGUACAAGAUACUCCAUUAUGAUAAAGCUGCGUCCACACUGUUGCGAAACGAUCGCCUAUCCGAUAUUCAUUUAAUAAAAAUGUCGGGCCUGAAAUGUGUUCGCUGCAAUGUGAACGCAUCUUAACGAAAUUAAUAAUAUAGUAGUACAUUGAUAUGAUAUUUAUUAUGAUAUUUAUUAAUAAAUUUGAAUAAUAUAAUUUAUGUAUGAAACUUGACCAGAUAAAUUAUAUUGAGAGCGUCUGUAUCGCCUUAUAUAAAAUUUUCUUCGUCCGUAUGAAAGAAUCUGGGUUGUAAGGCACACCAAGGAUGGAAUUUAUUCUUCGAAUUACAACUUACAAGAUAUUUAUUAUUUCUUUCAAUUGUUUAGAGAGGAUUCUAAAAUGACAUAAUUGUGAUAAUUUAUCAUAUUUAUGGUUAUUUAUUGCAGUAUUAAUUUCCAGCGAAUGACAUAUUUAAUUCUCAAAAAUACAUUUCGUUGAACAAUGAGACAUCUGUAGAAUAUCAUAAUACAUGUGCUAAAUAAAUAUGAGAAAACUCAAGUUAGAUUCUUCUUUAAACAAUUGAUCACUUUUUCUUGUUUCAUACUUAAAAAUGAAUAGGCGUGUGUUUUGGCUGAUUGUGAUUCCGCGCUAUUCUGAGACUUGAUAUUCGAAUGUACGUAUCCCUGUAAAAAUAUCGAAUGAAUAAACAAACAGUUUCGAUUGGUAAGAUGUAAAUUAUUCGAUAGUGGUUAGGGAUAUCGAUUGGCAAGUUUUACAGAAUAAGGCGUCGUAUCGAGUAAAGCUUAGUAGAUUUUGUACGUGGAAAAAAUUGAUGUUUUUUACGUGAACCUUUUGUAGCUUUAACGUUUUAAAGCUACUUUUAAUGGUUUUUGUUAAUUUUUGUAUUAAAAAUGUUUGUUUGAAUGGUAAAUGAUCAAACAAUCCCGCUGGUUGGGGAAAUCUGUAAUAUCUCAAUGUGGCAUCACAUUAUGUGCAUUUACCAAACAUAAAUUUGUUCCCGGCAAAAGCAUAUAUUGUGGCGUCACCUUCUUUUAGUAUCCUUUGACUCAAUGUCUCAAAGAUAUGUACCUAAGAUGUUUGGCUGCUUUUUAAAAUAAUUUUAGAACAAUUAAUCCCAAUGGUUGUCUUGCUUAUUAAAUAGUUGUUACCAAAUAUAUCAAAUUCAAUAUAAUAUCAUUUCAUAUGUGUAUUAGGCCAGUGUAUGGGCCGUGUGAUAUUAAUGUAUAGUGUAGUAUUAGCCGAAUAUGGACUGUACCUUAUCGACGUCUUAACAGCUAACGUAUUUAAAAAAAAAUAUUAUAAUAAUGGAAUUUAUUAUUAUUUACGUUUAAAUCAUCUCAGUGAUAAUUUUCAAGUCAUUUGUCGUAUUGUAAUAGAUGGAAUUUUCAGUUUAUUUAGUUCAAUUGUAAUGGAAUUUAUUUUUUAUUUUUGUACGUUUGUAUUCGUCAUUGGAGGUUAUCUUGUAUGUUUCCGCGCUUGUGUGUAUGUGUAUUUGCGCUUCGGACUAUUCUUUAACUGUGAUUAUUGUUUACUAUUAAGUUUGUUGUUUACGCAUAAUAAUAGUUUCGAUGUUUUUAGCUUUAAUGGAAUCUUUAAAUUACAUUUCAAAUGAACUGUUUUGUUGCGUAUUUGUCUGUGGUUUGUAGUGAACAGUGCAGAGUGUUUUUACUUCGAAUGUGAAGUGAUCGAUUUUUUCUUCAUAUCGAUAAACUAUUGUAGUUGUACUGUUAAAUGAGGAGGUUUUUAUAUCGAGUUCUAAAAAUACUAAUCUGACAAUCGAUAGAAACUAUAUCAUUUCUAAUCGAUUGUCGAAAAAACACCCUGUAUCUAACUUUAGAAAAGACUCUUAGCAUAAAAAAAACGUAUCUUUUAGAAGUCUAUAUUCAGUUACGAAUUACUGACUUAGUUAUAAAAAAAAAUCUAUUUUUUUCACGACAGCCCCAAUAACAUAUAUAUUCUACUGAAAGCAUAUUUCUCUACACUGUCCGCUACAACGCAGUAUUGUAAAAAUCAUUAAACUAUUACAUUCUGCUAUUUAUAUUUUAUCUAAUUGGCUAUGAUGUUUAUUGUUGAAUACCAAAAUUCUAAUGCGACAAUAUCUUCCGUUUUCAACAUAAUUGUUAGCUAUUAUGAAGUAUUAAUAAGAACAAUAAUAAUGUAACACGCUGUAAGAUGUAGAUGCUACUUUUUCGGAAUCAUCAAUACAAUGUAAUUUGUAUCCCUCCACGUUAUCAUUUAGCUGAGUGUCUUUUUGAAAUUAAGUUUAUGUUGUAUAUAAUAUGUUUAUUUUUUCUACCAUUUCUACUACUUUUGUUUGUGGCAACAUUUAUUAUUUAGACAAUAUUUAUGAUCUGUACAAUUUGUAAUGCUGAUUUUAUUUAUGAUUACAUUCUGUGCUGUUCUUUUGUGUUGAAAAAUCAUGAUUUCAUAUAAAGAUCUCAAUUUGCGUAAGAUGUCGAAUCAUUCCGUAUUUUCGAAAGGACACUCGAGUCAUUGUAGGAUAACAUAUUGUACAAUCGGUAACAAGUCUUGCGCACUCGUCGAAGGAAUUGCUCGUCUACUGCGCUAACGGGCUGCGGAGACUCGCGACCGACUGAAGAACUCGAAUAGUUAGGCCAUUCGAAUUAUUAUCGCUUGACAUUAUUGUUCAUAUAUACGACGUAAUAAAUAUUUGCGAGAA
Molecule: messenger RNA, 10462 nt
Organism: Manduca sexta (tobacco hornworm)
Lineage: Eukaryota; Metazoa; Arthropoda; Insecta; Lepidoptera; Sphingidae
Gene: prd1
Exons: 9
Coding region: 169-4023 (1284 amino acids)
Biological process (GO): positive regulation of membrane tubulation; Golgi organization; lysosome localization
Cellular component (GO): endosome membrane
Molecular function (GO): kinesin binding
Source: RefSeq, a predicted model, not a curated record